AUGGGUAGUGCUACCUCCUUCGCCGCUGAGGCGUUUACACUGCUCUCUAUUGGCAUUUUGGUCAUCGGCCUACGAACGUUUGCGAGGAUACGACAAGUCGGUGUGAGAAACUUUGAGGCCGAUGAUUAUCUGAUGCUGGUGGCGAUUAUUCCGUAUACGAUCGAGACGGCGCUUGCGUAUACUGUUGGAGCAAAGUUUCAUGGGUUGACCAACAGUGGGAUGACGGAUGAGGAGCGCAAGGCUCUGUCACCGAACAGUGAAGAAUAUGGAUGGAGGGUUGGCGGCUCAAAGAUCCAGAUCGCUGGUUGGAUCAUGUACGCAACAGUGCUCUGGGUCAUCAAGAGUGCGCUCUGUGCUUUCUACUUCCGACUCACGGCUGGUCUCACAGGAUACAAAACUCGAAUCUACAUCGGCUUUGGCUUCAUUGCCUCGACAUACAUCGCCAUUGUAUGCUGUAUUCUCUUCAGCUGCCAACCAUUUAACCGCUUUUGGCAGAUCUACCCCAACCCAGGCAACUUCUGCCACCCCGCGUUGUCCAAGCUCUACAUCUUCAUCAUCGUCAGCCUCAACAUCAUAACUGACGUUUACUUGCUCGCUAUCCCCAUUCCGAUGCUUUGGGGCGCUCGCAUUCCCAAGGUGAAGAAGUACGGAUUGCUUGUGCUUUUCUCUGGCGCCGUAUUUGUGAUGGUCGCUGGCUUACUACGAUGUAUCCUCAUCCUCAAGAACCCCAAAACAGGACCUGAGGAAGGUGCUUCAUGGGCCGUCCGAGAAUCUUUCGUCGCCGUCGUAACAGCUAAUCUCCCCAGCACAUGGGGAUGGAUGCGCCAAAAGCUCAAACCUAUCUUCGGCUCGCUCCUCUCAUCCAACAAUGUCAGCUCGAAAUACAAGGGCGGUCCCGAACCCGGAAGUAUCAUGCUCGCCGACGGAAACGGAUCAAACUGGAAGAGGAGUAACGGAAGGUCUAUCAGAUCAACGACUGGGCUUGGAAGCGUGAAUGAUCGGCAUGUUUACAUUCAUGGAGGAGGUGGCGAGGCUAGUUCGGAUGAGAUUAUCCCUUCGAUGCCGGGGAUUACGAAGGAGGUUGAGUUUACGGUUGAGGAGUCGGAUGCCAGAAAAUGA
Molecule: messenger RNA, 1119 nt
Organism: Fusarium oxysporum Fo47
Lineage: Eukaryota; Fungi; Ascomycota; Sordariomycetes; Hypocreales; Nectriaceae
Exons: 5
Coding region: 1-1119 (372 amino acids)
Source: RefSeq, a predicted model, not a curated record